GUCUACUUCUACAUGCACAAUUCUCUAGAUCGAUAAAUCACAGAAUCACUCUUUUGAAGAUGAAGAAACAUCGCUACAUGGUCAGAAACGUUGAUGCAGUUCCGUCUCAUACAAAAAACGGAAUUGGUUUCAACUGCUUGUCUUCUAUCUCCGAUCGACAUGUUCAUCAUGUAAAGGUCGCUCCUCCCUUAGGCUCGAAACGUUUUCGUAACCCACGAAAAGUUUCUUUUAAACCCUCGAAACCGUCUCUUACCGUGAAGGUGUGGCGAUCUAAAUCGGAUCCGGUUCGUAAGGAACUGAAUCAAGAAGUAGAGUUGUUUGGUGGUUCGGUCACAAUGGGUGCUGCUCCGUCACCGAGACACGUGCCCAUUCCAAUUUUUUUGCGUCGGAGUAGCGGGAGGGUUAUAGAGUCUACAAAGCUAACGAUGACUUGA
Molecule: messenger RNA, 434 nt
Organism: Camelina sativa (false flax)
Lineage: Eukaryota; Viridiplantae; Streptophyta; Magnoliopsida; Brassicales; Brassicaceae
Source: RefSeq, a predicted model, not a curated record